Akanthomyces muscarius is the source of this 597-nucleotide messenger RNA. RefSeq lists its product as uncharacterized. The coding region runs from base 1 to 597 and encodes 198 amino acids. The transcript is spliced from 2 exons. The record is from RefSeq and is a predicted model, not a curated record. Lineage: Eukaryota; Fungi; Ascomycota; Sordariomycetes; Hypocreales; Cordycipitaceae.
AUGGCAACUCAAUACGAAGUCGAGCACAAUGUGCAAUUCGCCGAGCCCCGCCGCGGCCGCCGUGUCGACAUGGCGUCCUUCUUCUCGCUGCUCAACCGCGUCGCCGAGACGCCCGCCUCGGCCGCCACGCCCGCGCACAACCCGCACGCGACGCCCACGCCCGCCGACACGGCCGACCUCUUCCGCAUGCUGCAGGACCAGCUCCUCACGCUGCACACCACGGCGCCCACGACGGACAACCGCGCGUUCCUAGAGCAGCUAAUCUCCUCGCUCGACGACGAGAUCCAGGACCCGCCGGCGUCGCUCAAGGGCGUCUCGCAGGAGUUUGUCGACGGCCUGGACCGCGUGAGCCGCAAGACGCUCGACGAGGACGACGACUGCGCCAUCUGCAAGAUUCCGUACCUCGAGGACGAGUGGUGCCUGGUGGUGGAGCUGCCGUGCAAGGGACGCCACCAGUUUGACCUCGAGUGCGUCGGGCCGUGGCUGCGCAGCGUGGGGACAUGUCCGAUGUGUCGCGAGGAAAUGAUGAAGAAAAAGGAGAUUCUGGUGGUGGAAGACGAUGACGAGGAAGAGGACGGCGACAUGAUGUAUGCAUAG